Molecule: messenger RNA, 1455 nt
Organism: Chenopodium quinoa (quinoa)
Lineage: Eukaryota; Viridiplantae; Streptophyta; Magnoliopsida; Caryophyllales; Amaranthaceae
Product: glycine-rich cell wall structural protein 1-like
Exons: 3
Coding region: 1-1455 (484 amino acids)
Source: RefSeq, a predicted model, not a curated record
AUGGCAAGGGAAGAUAUUAUUCUAAGGAAUGAACACAAUAGAUAUGGAGAUCAUGUAGGAGUAUGUGUUGGUAGUGAUGGGAAAACAGAUGGAUGUGGUUACGUAGGUGAAAGUGGUGGUGGAAGUAGAAGAGAAAAAGGUGGAGGAGGAGGUGGAGGAUUAGGAAGUGGUGCAGGUGGAGGUUUUGGAGCUGGAGGCGAAGUUGGAGGUGAUAUUGGUGGAGGCGCAGGUGGGGGUGUUGGUGUUGGAGGUGGAGUAGGUGGUGGUGCUGGAGGCGGAAUCGGUGGUGGUGGAGGAGGUGGAGGGCAAGGAGGUGGAAGAGGUGGUGGCGGAGGGGGUGGAGGAAGUUUUGGAGGAGGUGGUAGUGGUUCUGGAGGUGGAGGGGUCGGUGCUGGUGGCAGAAUUGGAGGUGGGGGAAGUGUUGGAGCUGGAGGCGGGGUUGGUGGUGGAAUUGGAGUAGGAGGAGGAAUUGGAGCUGGUGGAGGUGUUGGAGGCGGUGGUGGACGAGGAGGUGGUGGUGGUGGAGGUAUUGGUGCUGGAGGGGGAGUUGGGGUAGGUGGCGGUGGAGGCGUUGGAGGUGGAGCUGGUGGUGGUGGUGGAGGUAUUGGUGCUGGAGGGGGAGCUGGUGGGGGAGUUAGGGCAGGUGGCGGUGGAGGCAUUGGAGGUGGAGCUGGUGGUGGUGGAAGAGGUGGUGGUGGUGGAGGUAUUGGUGCUGGAGGGGGAGCUGGAGCUGGUGGGGGAGUUGGGGUAGGUGGCGGUGGAGGUGGAGUUGGUGGUGGUGGAAGAGGUGGUGGUGGUGGAGGUAUUGGUGCUGGAGGGGGAGUUGGUGGAGGAGUUGGGGUAGGUGGCAGUGUUGGAGGUGGAGGUGUUGGAGUAGGAGGUGGAGCUGGUGGACGAGGAGGUGGAAGAGGUAGUGGCGGUGGAGGUGGAGGCAUUGGUGCAGGUGGUGGUGGAGGUAUUGGUGCGGGUGGUGGAAUUGGUGGGGGUGUUGGCGCUGGAGGCGGAAUAGGCGGGGGAAUUGGAGGAGGUGCAGGUGUAGGAGGUGGUGCUAGAGCUGGAGGUGGCGGUGGUGGAAGAGGUAGAGGUGGAGGAGGUGGCAGUGGAGGAGUUGGCGGCGGCGCUGGGGUAGGAGCUGGUGGAAGUGUUGGGGCUGGAGGUGGUGGUGGAGGAUCUGGAGGUGGAGGAGUUGGAGGCAGUGGUGGAGGAUCUGGUGGUUUAGGGGGUGGAGGUGGAGUUGGCGGUGGUGUUGGAGCUGGAGGUGGGGUUGGGGCUGGGGGUAGUAUCGGGGUCGGAGGUGGUGUCAGUGCUGGAGGUAGUGUAGGUGGUGGUGGUGGAGGAGGUGUUGGGGUCGGUGGUGGUGGUGGUGGCGGUGUUGGAGGAGGAGGCGGUGUUGGUGGAGGUGUUAUGUCUAGGGGUAGAAAUAGCCACAAAAAUGUCGAAGAAGUUAAUCCAUAA